AUGUCAGAUAUUCUGGAAAAGGUAGCUGAAGAGAUCUACAAGUACAAAGGCUACCCAACAGAUGCUGACUUCAGUGAUGUUGCCGAAGCACUAAUCAGGAAGCAUCCAUGCCUCUCUGAACCUGGUUCAUACAAUGGUUGCUACGGGUGGAAGCAGCGACUGAAGACAAAAAUGGGCAACUACCGAACUCAGCUAAGGCUCAUCGGGUGUUCUGAACUACUUGCAAAUUCACUGAAGUCCAAAGCUCCAGGGGAUGCUUUGCCAGCAAAAAACAUUAAGCGACCUAGGAGGGGAGAGGCCAACCACAUACCUGACCUUCCAACUGGAGAGACCCCAGACAAAUUGGAAGAUGAGAGACUGUCACUUUUAAGUGAAGUGCGGAAGCGAAACAAUCACGCAGUGAUAAAGGACAAAAUGGACAAAACAUUUUCACUGCGAAGGCAGGAAAUUGUGGGAAAGGAAACUGGAGUGGAAGAGUUGAAGGCGAGAUGGCCAGCGUUGUUCACUGUGGAUGAAAUCGGUGCUGAAUUCAUGAGAAUUACAACUGUUCCACUUCAACCGCGAUUCCUGGCUUCCUUGGACAAGCAGCACAGCAAGCUGAUUGAGAUCUUCAGAGACAAGGGAGGAGCUGUCAGAGAGAAGACUCGGGACAUACUGAAAGUUCUUGAUCAGAGCCUCGAGGUGAAUUUAAAACGAGAGUGUCUGCUCAAGGGCCUUACCAUCUACCUUGGGGAAGAUGUAGGCAAACUCUUCAAAGAGUAUCUGGUUGACGAAAUGGAUAAAGCGGAACAAGAGCUUGAGAGGUGUACCAUGGCCGUGUUUGUCAUCAGGGAGGAGAAGGAUCCUCUCCAGCUACCACGUGACAUUGGGAUCAUUAUCGAAGGCGUCAAAGUCCUCAGUGAGUUGCCAUCACUCGCACAUGGAUGUGCCAUGUUAUUUGGCCUCAUCUAUGCUCUAAACUUGAGCUAUCCAAAAGAGUUAAAACACACCUUUGAUGCCCUGCAGAAAAUAUUCAUGGAGAUAGAACCAAAGAAAAUGACACGCAGAGUGUAA
Messenger RNA from Cheilinus undulatus (humphead wrasse), 1053 nucleotides. RefSeq lists its product as uncharacterized. Lineage: Eukaryota; Metazoa; Chordata; Actinopteri; Labriformes; Labridae. The transcript is spliced from 4 exons. The coding region runs from base 1 to 1053 and encodes 350 amino acids. The record is from RefSeq and is a predicted model, not a curated record.